GACCUGUCUUUAAAAUCCCCUCCUAUUUCAGUCUGCUUACUGGUUCCUGUUGGAGGGGGUAUGGACUGAGGUUGCUGGAAUGGGGACUGGAUCUGAUGCUGAACUCCAAGACAUACACAGGAGUUCCUUACAGAAAGGACAGCAGCAGUUUAUCCAUUCACUGGAUCUCUCUUUCACAUCAAAACAGGGACAAUGAAAAACAGAUGCCUGAGCACAUUUUCUGAGUGUUACUGGUAACUUCUUUUAUUAUUUCUCCCCCCCCCCCAAACUUAACAGACUGCACAAUGCUCUCUUCUUCCUCAAAGGAAACAAAAACAUACAUUUUUUAAAGACACUUUUUAUGUGAUCCAAGUAUAACCUCCUAGCCAUUCCACAUGAAACCCCAAAGAAGAGAUUAAACAGGAAAAAAUAAAAAUCACAUUUUGGAGAAGCUACAGUCUUUUGCAGCCUAAAGGGAGAGAGGGAAAAAAAGAAGAAGAAAAAUCUGAAUUUCAUUUAAAAGCCUAAGAAAAAAGGGGGAUCAUGUUACUUGCAAAGUUGCUACAGAUCGUUGGAUUUUCGCUGGCUUUUAAUUCAAUGAGAAGAUGCACAGCCACAGAUGGGGUGAAGCUGCAAUCAUACAUGCCCAAUGUAUGUCCAGAGCGGGAAACGGCCAUCGUAGCUCACAAACAGCCAGUGACCCAAGCCUUCAGCCGCAUGGUCAAAGUAUGGAAACAGGGAUGCGCGGGACAGAUGUGGUGCGUUGGGUACGAGAGGAGAACAGCAUACUACACAACAUACAGACAAGUGUACAGCAUGGAUUAUCAAAUGGUUAAUAAAUGCUGCCCAGGAUGGUCCCAACGCAAUGACGAAAAAGGCUGUUACCACUCGACGUGCAGCUCCGGUGUUUGUUUCAAUGGAGGAAACUGCGUCGAAGGCGCUUCCCAAUUAUGCCUCUGUCCGUCCGGCUUCCAAGGGCCACGGUGCCAGUACGAUGUUAACGAAUGUGAGAAUGAUAACGGAGGAUGUGGACACCAAUGCUGCAACACGAUUGGCAGUUUCUACUGUAAAUGUCCUGAAGGUCGGAACCUAAAAGAAGACGGAAAAACGUGUCAAGAUAUUGAUGAAUGUCAAGUUCAUAAUGGAGGCUGCCAGCAACGAUGUGUUAACACCCCAGGAUCCUAUCACUGUGAGUGCAAGCCCGGCUUCCGACUUCAUUCAGACAGCAGGUCGUGCAUUGCUGUCUAUUCUUGUUCGAUCGCCAAUGGGGGCUGUGAACAUGACUGUGUACAGCUUUCGGCGGCCCACUACCAGUGUCGUUGUAGACAGAAUUAUCGUUUAAAGUCAGAUGGCAAGCAUUGCGAACUAAAUAACCCCUGUUCUUCAAGAAACGGGGGUUGUUCCCAGCUAUGUGUCGGUGAAGGAUCCCUUGCAAAGUGCGCCUGCCACCCCGGGUACACCCUGGCAUCUGAUGGGAAGACCUGUGAAGACAUUAAUGAAUGUGCGGCUAGCCCGGCCAUGUGUGCCCACAGCUGUCUCAACACCCCUGGAUCCUUUCUCUGUGGCUGCAGCCCUGGGUAUGAAUUGGGGUCUGACGGAAAGCAAUGUUUCAGAAUUGAGAUGGAGAUCAUCAACAGCUGUGAAAUCAACAAUGGAGGAUGUUCCCAUCAAUGUCGACACACCAACACCGGUCCCCUUUGCAUCUGUCCCCAAGGAUUUGAGUUGGACGUUGAUGGGAAAACAUGUGCAGAUGCUGAUGAGUGUUCCAACGGUGUGUCCUGCUGUCAGCAAGAGUGCUCGAAUAACGCCGGGGGCUACGAGUGUGUUUGCUACACCGGCUACAGGCUUAACCCCGAUGGCUGCGGGUGUGAUGAUGUUGAUGAGUGCUCUUCAAAUAAUGGUGGCUGUGGUCAUCUCUGCGAGAACAUUGUGGGCUCGUUCCAGUGCGUCUGCCACCCCGGGUAUACACUGGAUGAUGACGGCAGGAGCUGUAUAGCCACCCAUAACCCUCAGGAAGCAAUCUAUGGGCAACAACCUCUCCUUCGUUCCAUUCCCCAAGUUACGUUGUUACGAGAUGAGUUUGCACAUUUUAAUGAUGAUGAAUACGAUGAUGACGAGGAAGCAGAAGCCAGAGGAGAACACACGCUUUCAGAAUCAUUUGUGUGUUUUGAUGGAACUUUUGGGCCAGACUGCACCUUAACCUGUGACGAUUGCUCAAACGGAGGAGUGUGUAAUACAGACAUGGAUGGCUGUAUGUGUCCGGCGGGCUGGACCGGUCUUAUAUGCAAUCAAACUUGUCCGGAUAACACAUUUGGGCAAAACUGUAGCCAGAAAUGUAACUGUAAAAACGGAGGAACGUGUGACCCCGUUACGGGAAAAUGCCGAUGUCCUCAAGGAGUGACCGGAGAAUUCUGUGAGGAUGGUUGUCCUAAGGGGUACUUUGGCAAGAGCUGCAAGAAGAAGUGUAACUGUGCUAACAAGGGCCGAUGCCACAGACUGCACGGCGCCUGCUUGUGCGACGCUGGACUUUAUGGCCGUUACUGUCAUUUGGCUUGCCCAAAGUGGACCUUUGGACCUGGUUGCUCAGAAGAAUGCCGGUGUGUCCAGCAGAAUACCCUGGAGUGCAAUAAAAAAGAUGGUCUUUGUACGUGUAAACCGGGUUACUAUGGGACUUACUGCCAAACAAAAUGUGAUGUCGGAUUUUAUGGAAUCGGCUGUAAGAGCAAAUGUAAUUGUCAGCUUGGAAUACCCUGCGAUCACACCGAUGGGAAGUGUCAGAAACCGUGCCCAGAAGGCUAUCAGGGGGAAAACUGUGACCAAGCAUGCGCAGAAGGGAGAUAUGGAAUGAACUGCCUGAAAUCCUGCUCUUGCAGUGGGUUGCCAUGUCACCAUAUAACCGGCACGUGCAUUUGUCCACCUGGAAAAAUUGGUUCAGACUGUGCCAGAGAUUGUCCCGCCGGCCACUGGGGAGCCGGCUGUCAGGAGAUCUGUCCCAUGUGUGAGAACGAUGCCAGCUGUAACCACGCAACUGGAAAAUGUACGUGCGCACCAGGGUUUACUGGCAGCCUUUGCAAAGAAACGUGUCCUCCUGGAUGGUUUGGCCAAGACUGCCGGAGCAGAUGUGCCUGUCUGAAUAAUGCCCAUUGUAAUGCGGUAACGGGGCGGUGCACAUGCCCAUCCGGGUGGACAGGACACAACUGCAAAACAGCGUGUGACGAUGGCCGCUGGGGUCCAGACUGCAUCCAUCCUUGUAACUGUAGCAACAGCGAUGGAAACUGUAACUCCGUUACCGGGCAAUGUAUUUGUGAAUCGGGAUAUACAGGAACGCACUGUGAUGAGAAAUGUCCUGCCGGAUGGUACGGCUCAGAUUGCAGACACCGGUGCCAGUGUGCCAACGGGGCAGUCUGCGAUCACGUUAGCGGGGCAUGCACCUGUGCGCCAGGAUGGAGGGGUACAUUCUGCGAACUACCCUGUCCUGAUGGUUUCUAUGGCUCUGACUGUGAAAAGAGCUGUAAAUGUGGGAACGGAGCAAAGUGUGACCAUGUAUCUGGAUCGUGCACGUGCCUCGAUGGGUGGAUUGGCCCUACGUGUGACCAGAAAUGCAAACACAAUCGGUAUGGAAGUAUGUGUAAGCUGCCUUGUAACUGCUUUAAUGGAGCAGCGUGUGACCAUAUCACUGGGGAAUGCAUCUGUUCACCCGGCUGGAGAGGAGCCACCUGCCAAGAAGCUUGCAAGGAUGGAUUUUAUGGAGAAAACUGUGUUCACCAAUGUAUCUGUAGAAAUGGAGGAACAUGCCACCAUAUUACAGGACACUGCUUGUGUCCGUCUGGUUGGACAGGAUUGGCCUGUGAACGCAAAUGUUCACAAGGAACGUAUGGUGACGGGUGUCAAAAGAACUGCACCUGUGUGAAUGGAGGGGUCUGUGAACAUGAGACGGGCUCCUGCAUCUGCCAAGCUGGCUGGACCGGGGGAUCGUGUCAGACGGCCUGUCCACCUGGAAGAUUCGGUGUGCGGUGUGAAGAAAAGUGUGACUGCCGACACGGUGUGUCCUGUAACCAUAUUACCGGAGUGUGUCACUGUCCCAAAGGUUGGCGGGGAAAGCAUUGUGAUAAACCGUGUCUUCCUGGGACAUACGGGGACCACUGUUCACACCUCUGCAACUGCCCCCAUGGGACAGCCUGUAACCACAUCACAGGGGAGUGCGGAUGCCCACCGGGAUUCACAGGCAACGGAUGUGACCAAACUUGUACCCCCGGGACAUACGGCUUAAAUUGUGGCAAAGCUUGUCACUGCGCAGGAGAACAUCAAAACUGCCAUCCGGCGACCGGGGACUGUAUUUGCGCUCCUGGCUACUAUGGACACAACUGCCAAUUAAAAUGUGGCCGUGGACUGUAUGGUGCAAAUUGUGAAAGCAACUGCAAAUGUAAAAAUGGCGGUCAUUGUGAAGCCACGACGGGAGCGUGCCACUGUCCAGCGGGCUAUGUCGGAGCUGACUGCAGCGUUGAAUGUCCUUCAGGCCGACAUGGGAAGGACUGCGCUCACGUGUGUUCUUGUGGUCCAAGUGGCACCUGCAAUCAUGUUACUGGUGAUUGUAUAUGUCCUCCUGGGCGGACCGGACAGAACUGUGAAAACGUAUGCAAGAAAAACUAUUUUGGAAAAGAUUGUAAACAGCGCUGUACCUGUAAAAAUGGAGGACUAUGUGAUCCAGUUAAUGGCUCCUGCAAAUGUGGUUUGGGGUGGACAGGACCUACUUGUGAUGAAGAAUGUCCCUCCGGACAAUAUGGCGCCAAUUGCCAAAUGGAAUGUUCUUGCCAAAACAAUGGAACGUGUGAUAAAGUCACUGGAGCUUGCCACUGCCUCACAGGAUACUACGGCAAGUCGUGUGAACACGCGUGUCCACCUGGUUUCCACGGAGUAAUGUGCCAAGAACUUUGCACUUGUGAUAAUGGAGCUUCGUGUGACCCCGUCACUGGCUCGUGUCUGUGCCCUGCUGGGUUUUAUGGAGACAAAUGUGAAAAAGGCUGUGAAAAGGGAACGUUUGGAGAAAGUUGCCAUCGGCUUUGCGCGUGCGAAGGAAACGUGUCUUGUGAUCCCGUCUCAGGAAAGUGUAUAUGUCCCCCCGGGAGAACUGGAAAAAGCUGUGAUUCAGAAUGUAAAGUGAAUCAUUUUGGCCCAAACUGCACUUUUAGCUGUGAAUGUGGAUGGAGCUCCCAGUGUGAUCCUUUGACUGGAGGAUGCAUCUGUUUAAAUGGAUAUCUAGGACCAACCUGUCAUGAAGGUGGCCCACCUCAACUGAUAUCAGCGCAAACUGGUGGACUUUUAAAUGUGCAACCUCAAACUUCAUAUAAAUCUCCAGUUCAAUAUUUGAUACACUCCAGCAAACAUAGGCCAUAGACAUCUUCUAGGAAACAUCAAUCAUUUCAAGUCAUUAUUAAACCACUAAUUAACAUUUCUUACAUGGAUUGCAAUAUGCAUUUAAGGCCAAAUGGAUUUCAGAGGUCGUAACAGUGGCACAUAAACUGGAUUCAGACUUUGAAUGCUUUAAUUAUUCAAGUUAAUUGGUGAGGAACGUCAAAGCCUAAUGAAAAAGCACAGGGGAUACGAGAUAAUCUCCUUCAAACUAUCAGAAUGAAAGGACAGCCUGAGAAAUUGCUCAAUUGAUUGAGCGAGAAGACCAAAAAAGACAAUUCACGUUCUACAUCAUCUGAACAAUGAAGUCCGCUCUGCCUUUUUUUUUUUAAGUUCAUUUUGUCUUCAAUUCUGUGGAGUUUCUUCAAACAGCAAAAGAGAACAAAUAUGGCAGACAGAUAUCAAACACGUUGAUGUGUCUUUUGCCAGCAGAAUUCUCCAUAUGACAUGGAAAGUGCCACUGACCCAUCCAGAUUUCUCAUGGUUAUCUCAUUCUUGAUGGUUUCGUAAUAUCUAUUAAUGUUUAAAAAUCUCGAAGUCGAAAAAACAAACUCGCAGCCACCACUUAAGGCUCACUUGUCUGUUGACCAUAUGUGAGAACUCUUGAGCUACAAAGAUCAAGUUAGGUUUUUUUAAGAGAUUGCUUAUUGAUGUCUAGCCAUAUAUAUGUCAAUGAAGCUAAUUAUGAGGUCAUCGCUAUAGUCACAACAUUGGAUGGAGGUCCUUUUGUCCGUUGGUACUUGUUCAAUUGUCUGCUACAAUAUGUGCCAAUAAUCUUCUCAAUUUUAAUGAACGGGACCAUCCCUAUAGAACAAAGAAGUAGCUUCAUUCAUUCACAACACCCUUUGUUGGCUUUCAGCCCUUUUGAAAAUUUGACAAAGGCAUUUCAGAUGAAGCGGAAAGAAAUGGACAAACGAGAUGACUUGGAAAGAUCCAAACUUGUGAUAAAUUGGGAAUGUAUCAACUUGGACGUUAUUUAGUUAAUGACGUGAAGAUUAAAUCAUCCUGGCAAGCGUUUACCGUUAUCAUUGUCAAAAAUCACCACUAUAUAUGUGUCAAAUUUCCUAUAGUUCUGACUUAAUAUUACUUAAAUGGUCAUUUAAAAUGUAAACCAGGUAAAUAUUUCAUUUCAAGUAUGAUUGAGAUUUGUAACCACACCGCGGUCAGACUACAGUUCUCAUAAUCCGUAGCCAAUCAGCAGAGGCGUGAAGUCAUACUAUAGCAAUCAUUGUCUUUGAGUUUCCAUUAAGCACAGAUACCUUGAAAGUGAUAUUCAGAAUUUAUCAAAACUUGUUACUGUACGGCACAAAUACAUUAAAUCACAAAAAAACACAAAUUUUAAUGAACGCAAUGAGAAAUUAGUAGAAAAUAUCUAAAUUGUAUUGUUUUUAUGCUGCUGUUGCAGUCGAUUAAGUGUUCUAGCAUGCAUUGAAAAAUGCAUCCUCAACGAACUUUGCACAAUUCAUGAUAAAUAUUAUAUUUAUUUCGGGAAUUAUACUCGUUUUUUUGGCCGGUUGAGGUCCUUCCGAGUUCGGUUGUUCCAGCGCAACUUUACAUGCACUUUCCUUUGAACUUGUCAGGGUUCCAGGCACAGGUUUUGACCUUGGUUCACCUAGGUGCUAAUACUAAUACUGUUUUGACCUAGGGGUUGAUUAUGAUCUCAUCCAAACGAAGCCCCGUUUGGUUUAUGUUACCCCUCAAUA
This is a messenger RNA of Spea bombifrons (plains spadefoot toad), 7091 nucleotides long. It is a transcript of the gene MEGF6, whose product is annotated as multiple EGF like domains 6. NCBI's taxonomy places the organism in Eukaryota, Metazoa, Chordata, Amphibia, Anura, Pelobatidae. The coding region runs from base 523 to 5373 and encodes 1616 amino acids. The record is from RefSeq and is a predicted model, not a curated record. Gene Ontology annotation, molecular function: calcium ion binding; protein binding; scavenger receptor activity. The transcript is spliced from 39 exons.